This is a messenger RNA of Colossoma macropomum (tambaqui), 2405 nucleotides long. RefSeq names its product leucine rich repeat containing 28 (gene lrrc28). NCBI's taxonomy places the organism in Eukaryota, Metazoa, Chordata, Actinopteri, Characiformes, Serrasalmidae. The transcript has 10 exons. The record is from RefSeq and is a predicted model, not a curated record. Bases 152 to 1252 code for a protein of 366 amino acids. Gene Ontology annotation, molecular function: protein binding.
UGUGACGUAUUCCGCAGCUGUCGGAAAGGCAGCGGUAGCAGAGCGUUGUGCAGAAUAACAGAAGCAUUAUCAGCUAUUAAACAGCGAUGUAAUGCCCUGAUCAUCCUGGUACCGAAAGAGGGAACCCCCUGGCCACAGGCCCGCUGUGACCAUGGCCUCAGAACUCCACGAAGCAAUAUUCACAGCCAAACAAGAACGACACAAGAACCUCUUCCUAAACUAUAGGAACCUGAACAUCUUUCCCGUGGAGCUCCUUAAAGAUGAGGGUUUGCAGUUCUUGGAAAGGCUCUACAUGAAACGAAACUCCCUCACGACACUGCCUGAUAAUCUAGCACAGAAGCUUCCCAACCUGAUUGAAUUGUAUCUGCACUCAAACAAUAUUGCCAUCAUUCCGCAAGCUAUUGGGAACCUCGUCAAACUGCAGUCUCUGGAUCUAAGUGACAAUGCACUGCAGGUGAUCUGCCCAGAGAUUGGACGGCUGCGGUCAUUACGGCAUCUGCGAUUGGCCAACAACCAGCUGAAGUUCCUUCCACAAGAACUGGGCGAUUUGAAGGAGCUGGAGACUCUGGACGUGUCCAUGAACCUUCUGCGGACUCUUCCAGAGCGGCUUGCCCAGUGCCUGUCCCUGCAGUGCCUGACCGCUGACCGCAACCGGCUGCACUGCAUCCCCCGGCAACUCUGCCUGCUGCCUGACCUCAACGAGCUCUCCAUGGCCGCCAACUGCCUGACCUCGCUGCCCCUGGAUCUGGGGCGCUCCAUGGAGCUGCAGUUUGUGUUCGUGGACAACAACGUUCACCUCAAAGGCCUGCCGUCUUACCUGUAUAACAAGGUCAUUGGCUGCAGUGGGUGUGGUCUGUCCCUGCAGGUGUCUGAUGUGAAACAGCUGUCGCUGGCCCUCGGAGAUCUAAGUGUGCCUCUGCCUUCAGAAGUGAAAUCUAUUGGCUCAGAGGCUGACCGGGUGCUGACCCUGGAGGAGAUGGCCAUGAGGACGCUGCAUGUAGCCUACAGCCGGCCCAGGAAAGAUGCGAAGUUCUUGUCCCCAUCCCUGCUGCCCAACAGUCUGCUGGACCUGCUUCAGUGUCCACUUGGUCACUGCCACCGCUGCAGUCAGCCUAUGUUCACUAUUGUCUACCCCAAGCUUUUCCCCCUCAGAGAGACUGCGCUGGCUGGAGUACAUGGAAGAACAACAGUGAGUUUUGUGGCAUACUGCUGCUCCAGCCAGUGCUUGAAGAUGUUUGACCUGCAGGGCUGAUGAGUGUCUGGCCAUUCCCCAGUGUCAUCCACCAUGGUGCUCUCCUAGUCAGAAGUAAUGGGAGAAUAUUGUGACUCCGAACUGAUAUUAAAGUACCUGAAAACUAAAGGUUCACUACAGACUAACAAAGAACAUUGCUUUUUUCUGAAGGCCGGGGCAGAUGGAGAGGUUUGAGCACCCCAUCAGAGUAUACUAGGCUAUUCAUCAGCUUCUGGCAGCAGUCAGUAUGGACUCUGUUUCUUAGACAUUUUUCGAAAUGAAUGUUGAGAGAAUAGCUAAGAAUGCUUUUAUCUUUUUUAGCUGGCAAAGGCUGGUGCUCUCCAAAAUUUUUCAUCUUCAUGAACAUCAAACUUCUAGAAAGAGUAGAGCUGUCAUGAAAAGAUGUAUUUUUGAAUAGAGAUUUUUACUUGAAGGAUUUUUUGGGGCAAUUUUAGGUGAUGUUUUUCAUAUAUUACUAAAAUAUUUAUUCUUCUGGAGAUUUAUCUCUGUUUUGGAGAUACCUUGUGUGAAACUUUUGAAUAGUAGCUUUCAUGACAGGUGAACCCCUAAAAAUAAAUCUAGUUUGUUAUUAAAGACAGAAUUAAAAAUAAUUUCAUUCUGUUGAAUAUUCGCUCACAGCGGACCACAGGCAGACUAUGAACUUGCGGUGAAAUGUCAUCUGAAUGUAAGUUAAAGGUUAUACAGGCUAUUUAAAGGAAUUCAUCAGCGUUACCCAAACUUGUCUCUGUUCACCACAUCUAUAUUGUACCUUCGAUUACCACAGAGAAUGAUUCAGACACGUUUCCUGUUGACUCAAAACUGGCCAUAGGGCGGUUGCUUUGAGGGCCCAUUUCAGUGAAAACUGAAUUUUUUUAAAUAAGGCACAGUACAGGGCAGCUGAUCAGAUCAGAGCAAAUAAAAAUAUGACUGAUUUUGGAACAUGAAUACACACAAAUGACAUAGGGGGAAAAUAUAUAGGGAAGACAAAUAUGGCCAACAUUUCAACCAUAUAAGUGAUAAAACAUGUUUUUCCCUCUAGAAAACAAACUCCAUACAAAUUAUACAGAAUUAAUAAUUGCUGUUGUCGGAACAAAACCUUGUAUCUCCAAAAUGGUAACGUUACAGGAGAAGGAAAAAAUACUUUACUUUUAAUGUAAGUCAAUGGAACCAGACU